AUGGUUUCCAAAAGACUUUUAAAGACCGCUGAUGUUCAUUCAGUACCCCGCUCGGACCUCAUUUUGACAUUUUAUCCCAUCCAACUGCUUGAAAAGUCCUACAAGAACCCACCCACCUACCCUCUACUUACAAACACGGGCGCGGUAAUGACGAGUAGUGUCACCAAGUUCGAUACAGGCCAUGAAGAUCUCAUUCACGACAUUUCUUAUGAUUUUUAUGGAAAACGACUAGUGACAUGCUCCACUGAUCAGCGAUUGAAAGUGUGGGAUUUUGUUGAACGACCUAAUGCGUCAGUGUGGGAGCUCAAUGACGUCUGGAAAGCGCAUGAUGCUUCUAUUUUGAAAGCCACAUGGGCACGACCUGAAUACGGACAAGUCAUUGCGAGUUGUUCUUUUGAUAGACAAGUCAAAAUUUGGGAAGAGCAAACGACAGAACCUAGAAAUAGUCAGAAAAGAUGGGCCGAAAGAUUUCGUCUCGUAGAAUCCAGAGGAGCUGUUCUAGAUAUUGCAUUUGCACCCACGCCGAGUUUGCUACGGUUAGCCACUUGUUCUUCAGAUGGUAUUAUACGUAUUUAUGAAGCGCUUGAGCCGACGAAUUUAGCUCAAUGGUCACAGAUGGAAGAAUUCGAGAUAUCGAGUAGCUCUUAUACCCAUUACGACCCCAAAAAGGCCCAUCUUACGUCUCCGCCACAGCCACAGCAGCAGCAGCAGCAACAGCAACAACGACCGUUAUUCACUUCGCAGCAAUUGCAAAAUCAACAAUCCAUGCUACAACAGCAAUUACAGCAACAGCAAUUACAGCAUUAUCAACAGCAGUAUCCAUCUCUCCCCUAUGGUUAUCCUUCACAGGCUGGAGCUACGCAAAGUAGUUUACAGCAUGGAGUACCUCCUCAUCAACAACAGCCACCACCAUGGCAGCAGCAGCAGCAGCAGCAGCAGCAACAACACGCUUUUCAUCCAACGACACCACCACCUCCUCCACCUCCUCCACCACCACCACCCUCACAGCAACAACAACAAGCAUCCUUCGAUCCAAAGCCAGGCUAUGCAACAAUGCAGCCACACGCUUUCCAUCAGCAACAACAGCAACAAUUACAGCAACCCGCCAAUACAACCAGCACGAGCUCGAGUAAUAGCUCGGUAGCAAGUUAUGGUUUGUCCACACCCGGUAUGUCCGACAUCCCGACCAUGACCACGACGGCCACGACAGCGAUGGCGGUGGCAACGACCGCAGCGACAGCGGCUGCCACAGCGGCGGCGGUGGGAACAGCAGGAGGGAUCUCACCCGCUUCUUCCACAGGCGGCCUACAAACGGCUACGACGACCCACAAUAUCCAUCGUCCGGUGGAUGCCGAUAGCGGCUAUUGUAUCGAUUGGUGUCCCAACCGCACACCGACAGCGAUGAUGGUGGUUGGUUUGGGAAAAGAAAUAGGAGCCAGGAUCUUCAAGCACGAUGGGAAUAAUCGUUGGUUGCCUGGUGAAUUUCUGCCGGGACAUACACAAGAGGUGCAUGAUGUGAGUUGGGCACCGAGUAUGGCACGAUCCUAUCAAUGGAUAGCCACGGCAAGUAAAGAUCAUUGUGUCCGCAUUUAUAAACUCACGGAACAAACGUAUCAACAACAACAACAACAACAACAACAACAGGAGCUACAGCAGCAGCAGCAACAGCAACAGCAACAGCUACAGUUACAACAGCAACAACAAAAAGGUCGAGCAGCAGCAGCAGUAGCUCCCUUUCUCUCUUCUACUUCUGGCGAUAUGACCACCAUGCACCCUAGUUUGAAACACUAUCAUGUUGAAUUAGUUGCUUGUUUUCAAGACCAUCAGGCAGAAGUGUGGAGAGUGGAAUGGAAUGUCACUGGCACUAUUCUGUCCAGUUCGGGCGAUGACGGUAAAUUACGGUUAUGGAAAGUUGGUUAUGAUGGCCAAUGGAGACAAAUGGCAUGUAUCACAGCCAAUUCGACCCACGUACGUUAA
Molecule: messenger RNA, 1977 nt
Organism: Mycotypha africana
Lineage: Eukaryota; Fungi; Mucoromycota; Mucoromycetes; Mucorales; Mycotyphaceae
Product: WD40-repeat-containing domain protein
Exons: 2
Coding region: 1-1977 (658 amino acids)
Biological process (GO): cellular response to amino acid starvation; positive regulation of TORC1 signaling
Cellular component (GO): Seh1-associated complex; nuclear pore outer ring
Molecular function (GO): protein binding; structural molecule activity
Source: RefSeq, a predicted model, not a curated record